Molecule: messenger RNA, 1629 nt
Organism: Triticum aestivum (bread wheat)
Lineage: Eukaryota; Viridiplantae; Streptophyta; Magnoliopsida; Poales; Poaceae
Product: GDSL esterase/lipase At1g29670
Exons: 4
Coding region: 128-1327 (399 amino acids)
Molecular function (GO): hydrolase activity, acting on ester bonds
Source: RefSeq, a predicted model, not a curated record
UCGCCAUAGGUACCUCUGUGUCAUGCAGUAAAGCUCACGAGUUACCGUCAGUUCCAGUACCUUAUCGCUACCUCGAUUUUGUUUGGUUACUAUUACUCCCGCCUCAUCUCAGCUCGUUUCACCGACAAUGGCCAUGGCCAAGGUCGCCGCGGUCGUGGCGUCGCUCUACCUAUUUAUCGUGCUAACACGGUGCGACGCUGCCGCUGCUGGUGCGGGCGGUUCGACGAGCUGCCACGGCGGCAGAGCUGUGGGGAGGGGCGGCGGCGGCCGGGCGAGGGCGCCGAUUGCGAAGGCCGUGUUCGUGUUCGGGAGCUCGCUGGUGGACAACGGCAACAACAACUUCCUCAACAGCACCGGCGUGCGCGCCGACUACCUGCCCUACGGCGUCGACUUCCCGCUCGGCCCCUCCGGCCGCUUCUCCAACGGCCGCAACACCAUCGACGCUCUCGGGGAGCUUCUCCGCCUCCCCCGCGGCGGCCGCAUCCCGCCGUUCGCCGACCCGGGCACCAGGGGCCGCGCCGCGCUGCAUGGCGUCAACUUCGCGUCCGGCGGCUCUGGAAUCCUCGACCGCACCGGCCAGGACACCGGCAAGGUGUUGAGCCUGAACCAGCAAAUCAGCAACUUCGAGGCAGUGACUCUCCCCGACCUUCGAGCAACGACAGCCAGCACUCGCCAGAUGAAGGGCCAUGAUUUCUUGCACGAUUGCUUCCUGCCCAGGAGCCUAUUCGUGAUCGGGACAGGCGGCAACGACUACCUGCUCAACUACUACCGGCCCAGAAAUACAUCCAGGCCCCAAUUGUCAGACUUCACACGCUCACUGAUCACCAAGCUCUCGGCCCAUCUUCAGAGGCUGUAUGGUCUGGGGGCGAGGAAGUUUGUGAUCUUCUCCAUCCAGCCCAUGGGGUGCACCCCCGUGGUGAGGGCGUCCCUCAACGUCACCGGCGCGGGCUGCGUCGAGCCGGUGAACGGGGCGGCGCUCCUCUUCAACGGCGAGCUGAGGUCGCUCGUCGACGCCACGGGGCCGCGCAUGCCCGGCGCGAGCUUCGCCGUCGUCGACUCCUACAAGAUCAUCAAGGACCUGCUGGACCACCCAAGGAAACAUGGCAUCAGGGAGACGUAUCGGGCUUGCUGCAGUGAGCUGGCGUCAUCCGGGGUGCUGUGUAAGAAGGGAGGGCCCAUCUGCAGGGACCGGACCAAGUACGUCUUCUUCGACGGGCUCCACCCGACAGACGUGGUGAACGCCAGGAUCGCGCGCAAGGGAUUCGGCUCCGAGUCGCCGCGGGAAGCGUACCCCAUCAACGUCAAGAAAUUGGCUAUGCUGUGGUAGCGGCGAUCCUCCAGAGUAUAAACAGAGACACGUGGUAGUAGCAUUUAGUAUUAGCACUAGCCGUAGUCUUAUCGUAUUAGUGGUACCAGCUAGCUUUAUGAUCUGGCAAUGCAGCAGUAGCGUUGUACCAGUGUUCUAUUAUUCGAUCAGGAUUCGCCGGCCACCGUUUGUAGCUCUGCUCCGCACUUCCUGCGGCGAAUAAGAGCGUCUACAGCCGGACUUCAAAUUCGACUUUCAAAUGUCGGCGAACGCGCCGGUGCAUCCGCGAGCAUUGACCGGAUACUCUUAAAUAAUGUAAUUCA